UCUCCCUUCCGCCCACUCCAAACCCUAGCCUCCUCCCCCUCUUCCCUCUCACCGCCGCCGCCGUCGCGAGCAAGCAGUCGCAGCCAUGUCCGGAAGGAAGAAGACCCGGGAGCCCAAGGAGGAGAACGUCACGCUCGGCCCCGCCGUCCGCGAGGGAGAGCACGUCUUCGGCGUUGCGCACAUCUUCGCAUCCUUCAACGACACCUUCAUCCAUGUCACGGAUCUGUCCGGGAGAGAGACGCUCGUCCGCAUCACCGGUGGCAUGAAGGUCAAAGCUGACCGUGAUGAAUCAUCCCCUUAUGCAGCCAUGCUUGCAUCUCAGGAUGUUGCAGUAAGAUGCAAGGAGCUUGGGAUCACUGCUCUGCACAUUAAGCUCCGUGCUACUGGUGGAAACAAGACAAAGACACCAGGUCCAGGUGCUCAAUCUGCACUUAGAGCUCUUGCACGUUCUGGCAUGAAGAUUGGACGCAUUGAGGAUGUUACUCCAGUCCCAACUGACAGCACUCGCCGAAAGGGUGGUAGAAGAGGAAGGAGGCUGUAAUUCUAUGCCUUUUCAAGGAUGUUACAACACCAAGCUAUCUAUCUCGUGUCUUGAAACUUGUUAUGUACUCUGUUUAUGAUGUCAAAUCAGAUUUUGUGGAUCUAUAGCUUUUGAGCAAUAUCCUGCUGUGGAUGUUUAGAAAAUGGUUCUUUCUCCUCUUCGAAUCCAGUUAUUACUAUUUAUAAUUAUUACCUCUUUGAGCAGUGUUCAGUGA
This is a messenger RNA of Lolium rigidum, 755 nucleotides long. Its product is annotated as 40S ribosomal protein S14. Gene Ontology annotation, biological process: maturation of SSU-rRNA from tricistronic rRNA transcript (SSU-rRNA, 5.8S rRNA, LSU-rRNA); translation; ribosomal small subunit assembly. The record is from RefSeq and is a predicted model, not a curated record. NCBI's taxonomy places the organism in Eukaryota, Viridiplantae, Streptophyta, Magnoliopsida, Poales, Poaceae. Gene Ontology annotation, molecular function: mRNA 5'-UTR binding; structural constituent of ribosome; small ribosomal subunit rRNA binding. Gene Ontology annotation, cellular component: ribosome; cytosolic small ribosomal subunit. The transcript has 6 exons. The coding region runs from base 86 to 541 and encodes 151 amino acids.